AUGGACGAUUAUUUAUUACCACUCUUCGUAUUCCCAGGAUUCGAGAUUACACUUCUAUUGAAGGCCGUCGAGGAGAGUUCUAGGAUUUUUGGCGAUGGUUCGGGCGAGCAGUGGAAGCAUUUGAUUCGUCUGCUGCUGGAGCGCUUGGACAAAGCUGCGCCUGGGGGCGAUGCUGGUACCUCAAAUCAAUCAAAUUGGAUCGUUGUCAUUGAUGCCCUUGACGAGUGUGGAGGAGGCGGUGGUGCUAACGUUAUCUUGAAACUUCUUCACCGGGCUUCAAUGCUAUAA
This is a messenger RNA of Penicillium verhagenii, 288 nucleotides long. RefSeq lists its product as uncharacterized. The transcript has a single exon. The coding region runs from base 1 to 288 and encodes 95 amino acids. Lineage: Eukaryota; Fungi; Ascomycota; Eurotiomycetes; Eurotiales; Aspergillaceae. The record is from RefSeq and is a predicted model, not a curated record.